Molecule: messenger RNA, 266 nt
Organism: Symbiodinium necroappetens
Lineage: Eukaryota; Dinophyceae; Suessiales; Symbiodiniaceae
Source: the annotation of a GenBank genome assembly
GUGAUCCUCUUCAUCGAUGAGAUCCACAUGGCCCUCGGUGCUGGGGAGACGGAGAAAGGCAGCUCGAUGGAUGCGGCCAACCUUCUGAAGCCGGCCCUGGCGCGUGGCGAGCUCCGCUGCAUCGGCGCAACGACGACGGCGGAGUACAAGCGCUUGAUCCAGAACCAGGACAAGGCCUUCGAGCGGAGGUUCGUCAUCGUGGAGCUGUUUGAGCCUUCUGAGGAGGCGGCCGAGGAGAUGUUGCAAGCGAUGCGCCCCGUCUUCGA